ACGGGCUUAUACGCGCGUCACAUUUCCCUACAUUAGAUUUUUAUAUGUUUCCCUACGUUUGGUCCAUACGAGCUUAAACGCUUGUAUAAAACGUUGGUCUGAAACCGCCCUAAAGUUGAAACAACACUCACUGCCAGCGCAAGGUACCGGCUAAGAGUGAUAGCCGAUAACAAGGGAAAACCGUAUGUAGCGAAAACCACCUACGUAUAGAGACCCCGUCUAACGGGUCGCAGGAAAGUGUUAAAGCGCCUGCAAGAAAAGUAAUAGAAACUCCUCACAGCGACGCUUUGCCUCCCUAAUCUUGGAUUCGCACCGUACGGCCUAAAGUUACUACCUCCUAGCUCCUACUACCGGUCAGCUAUAUUUUGGUCAUGCUCUUUCAAGGCUGCUAGUGAUUUCCGUGUUUUCGAGGGAGUCGCUACGCGCUUCUCUGUGUCAACGUACGCUUACACCGCGCGCUGCCAACAUGAGAUUAACGAAAACGUUGUUUAAUCAAGCAUGCUCGACGGCACGCCUGGUCCUAUACAAGCUCGACGCAAGUCCACCCUCCAACGCGGUGCGUAUGGUCGGUGCCAUACUGGGCCUGCAAUUCGACUACGUCGAGCCCGACUUGUUAAAACAAGAGCACAAAUCUCCCGAGUUUAAGAAGAUGAACCCAAUGUGCACUAUACCGGUGUUGAAAGAUGGAAACCUCACUGUUUCAGAAAGCCACGCAAUAAUCAUGUACCUCCUGAACAAGUAUGGAGGCGAACAUAAGGAGACGCUCUACCCUUCUGACCCGGCCACGCGCGCCAUAGUCGACCAAUGCCUUUUCUUCGACGUCGGCGUGCUGUUUCCACGGAUGCGAGCAGUUACUCAACCAACAUUCACGGCCAAGCUAGACGGUCCUACCAAGAAGAACAUAUCAGACAUAGAGGAGGGUUACUCAAUAGUCGAGGCAUACUUGGGUCACAGGGCAUACGUGGCCGCGGACCAUCUGACCAUCGCGGACAUCUCGCUCGGGUCUACUUUCUCUGCGUUGCUGUGGAUCCAUCCUUUGGACCCUAAUAUGUUCCCAAAGAGUGCGGCGUGGUUGAGCGUCUGUCGACAGAAAGCUACUUUAAGGAGAUCAACGCGCCUGGCGUCGCUUUUCUGGCCAGGUCGCUCAGACACUUCUGGAGGAAGAAUAAAAAAUAAUGAUACAACUGUUUAUUGUUUUUUUUGUUUACAUUUGUGCAUAUACUACGCAGACCCGCGCGCUGCCAACAUGAGAUUAACGAAAACUUUGUUUAAUCAUGUAUGCUCAACAGCGCGCCUAAUCCUAUACAAGCGCGAUGCGAGCCCACCGUCCAAUGCCGUCCGCAUGGUCGGCGCCAUAUUGGGCCUUCAGUUCGACUACGUGGAGCCCGACUUGAUCAAAGGCGAGCACAAGUCGCCCGAGUUCAAGAAGUUAAACCCAAUGUCCACUAUACCGGUGCUGAAAGAUGGAAACCUCACUGUCGCAGAAAGCCACGCAAUAAUCCUGUAUCUCCUAAAUAAAUAUGGCGCUCAACAUAAGGAAAGACUGUAUCCUUCUGACCCGGCCACGCGCGCCAUAGUCGACCAGUGCCUUUACUUCGACGCGGGAGUUCUGUUCCGACAAAUUCUAGAAGUUUCAAGGCCAUCAUUCGCUGGCAAAUCAAAAGGACCGACCAAGAAGAACAUAUCCGACAUAGAGGAGGGUUACGCUAUCAUCGAAGCAUAUUUAGAGAGCGGGACGUACGUAGCCGCGGACCAUCUGACUGUGGCGGACAUCUCGCUCGGUUCUACAACAGCUGCGUUGCAGGGGAUCCAUGCUUUGGACGCUAAUAAGUUCCCGAAGACAAAAGCGUGGUUGGAGCGUCUCUCGGCAGAGAGCUAUUUCAAGGAGAUAAAUACACCGGGCGCAACCUUGUUGGCCAAGAUGCUCAGGCACUUUUGGAAGCAGAGUAAUAAAGAAUGAUUAACUGCU
This is a messenger RNA of Cydia pomonella (codling moth), 1969 nucleotides long. RefSeq lists its product as uncharacterized. Lineage: Eukaryota; Metazoa; Arthropoda; Insecta; Lepidoptera; Tortricidae. The record is from RefSeq and is a predicted model, not a curated record. Gene Ontology annotation, molecular function: glutathione transferase activity. Gene Ontology annotation, biological process: glutathione metabolic process.